CCUACCCUUAGGAAUAUGAAAGGAUUAUCUGGUAGUCGGAACCAGUCACAGUUAUGCGCUGGUCAUACUUGUGGCCUGGCAUCCCCUGAGGAUUGUGAACAUGUACAUGACCAUGGGCACCAUGGACAAGAACCUAGGCAAUCAUAUCUACUUAGCCCAACGGAGAGCUGUCCGAUGGAUCACCACCGGUGUUCUCCGCGGAGUUCCAUCCACUCAGAAUGCAUGAUGAUGCCUGUGAUGAUGAGUGAUCAUAUGUCAAGUAGCACUUUUCCAAGAAUGCACUAUAGUUCCCAUUUUGAAACUCGAGACGACUGUGCUGUCUCACAUACUAGUAGUAGUAAAAUAAACCGAAUCCCAGCAAACUUACUGGAUCAGUUUGAAAAACAGCUUCCUUUGCACCGAGAUGGAUUUCAUACGUUACAGUACCAGAAGACAUCCACUGCUACAGAACAGCGAACGGAAAGUCCAGGGAGAAUACGUCAUCUUGUUCAUUCUGUACAGAAACUUUUUACUAAGUCUCACUCUUUAGAAGGGUCAUCAAAAGGUAAUGUUAAUGGGACAAAAGGAGACAGUCGCGGUGAUGAUCACCAUCAUGGCCAUUACUCAAAACAUAGUAAAAGGAGUAAAAGUAAGGAACGGAAACCUGACAACAAGCAAAAAACUGGGAUGACAGGAUGGUGGAGUUCAGAUGAUAAUUUGGAUAGUGAUAGCACUUAUAGAACACCUAGUGUAAUGAAUAGGCAUGUAGAUCAUAUAUCUCAUUGCUAUCCUGAAUCUCUGCAGGGACAUUUUGGAGAUCUUUCCCUGAAGACCUCUAAGAGUAACAAUGACAUGAAAUGCUCGGCUUGUGAAGGACUUUCAAUGACACCUGAAGGUAAAUAUAUGAAAAGAAGUUCCUGGUCAACACUUACUGUUAGUCAAGCAAAAGAAGCCUAUCGGAAAUCAUCACUUAAUUUGGAUAAACCUCUUGUCCAUCAGGAAAUUAAAUCCUCCCUAAGACCGUGCCAUUACCUUCAGGUGCCUCAAGAUGAGUGGGCAGGGUAUCCCUCUGGUGGUAAAGAUGACGAGAUCCCUUGUCGAAGGAUGCGAAGUGGGAGUUAUAUAAAAGCCAUGGAGGAGGACAGUGGAGACUCUGACACAAGCCCUAAAACAUCCCCUAAAAUGUCAGCAAGGCCUGAACCACUACUGAAAUCUAUCAUGCAGAGAUCGCACGGAGAAGUACAAAACCAGAGUUACCUACAAGCAGCAAGUGAAAUGCCUGCGGGACAUGUCCUGGACCCAUCAGGAAACUAUAACUCUCCAAAAUUUCGUUCAAGGAACCAGAGCUACAUGAGAGCUGUCAGUACGCUUAGCCAGGCCAGCUGUGUCAGUCAGAUGAGUGAAACAGAAAUUAAUGGGCAAUAUGAGUCGGUAUGUGAGUCAGUGUUCAGUGAAGUUGAUUCACAUGCAAUGGAUGCUUUAGACCUUCCAGGAUGUUUCCGAACAAGAAGCCACAGUUACUUGCGAGCGAUACAGGCUGGCUAUUCCCAGGAUGAUGACUGUGUUCCUGCUAUGACAUCUUCCAAUGCCACCCCCAUUACUAGGUCGACAACAGCUAUAUCAUAUCCAAAUUAUAAGAAAACACCUCCGCCUGUACCCCCGCGCACAACCUCCAAACCGCUCAUCUCAGUGACAGCACAAAGCAGCACAGAAUCUACCCAGGAUGCCUAUCAUGAACGGACUCAAAGGAUGUCCCCAUGGCCUCUAGAUGGCCGGGGACUUUACAAUUCCACAGACAGCCUGGAUAGCAACAAGGCUAUGAACCUCGCCUUGGAGUCAGCUGCAGCACAGCGUCAUGCCUCAGAGAGUAAAAGCAGUUCUGUCCGGAGCACCAGUGACAAGGCUGUUCUAGUAAACAAGACAGAUGACUUCCCUAAAAAGUGCCGUUCCUCAAUUGGAAUCCAGGUGGAAGCAGCUGAUUCUGAUACAGAAAGCAAAGCAAGAGAAUAUCAUUCUGUUGGGGUGCAAGUGGAAGAUAUAAAAAGGCAAGGACGUUUCAAGAGGUCAAACAGUGUGACAGCAGCUGUACAAGCAGACCUUGAAUUAGAGGGCUUCCCAGGUCACAUCACCAUGGAGGAUAAAGGUCUCCAGUUUGGAUCUUCGUUUCAAAGACAUUCUGAACCUAGCACCCCAACUCAGUAUGGUGCAGUAAGAACAGUACGGACUCAGGGACUGUUUAGUUACAGAGAGGAUUAUAGGACCCCAGUGGACACAUCAAAUUUGCCACCACCAGACCCAUGGCUGGAGCCUGCUCAUGAACCGGUGGAUUCAGGCCGGAUAUCUCCUAGUCGACAAGAUGGCACAUGGUUUAUGAAGUUGCUCCAUGCAGAAACCAAAAGAAUGGAAGAAUGGUGUAAGGACAUGGAGAGGGAAGCAGAGGAGAAUGACCUUUCUGAAGAAAAUUUAGGUAAAAUCCGGAGUGCAGUGGGAAGCGCACAGCUGCUCAUGUCACAGAAGUUUCAGCAAUUUUAUUGGCUUUGUCAGCAAAAUCUGGAUCCAAGUGCUAUGCCCAGGCCAACAUCACAAGACUUAGCAGGAUUUUGGGAUUUGUUGCAGUUAUCCAUUGAAGACGUAAGCAUGAAGUUUGACAAGUUGCACCAGCUAAAAGCCAAUGAUUGGAAGCCAAUUGACUCUCCUAAUCAGGAUGAUAAGAAACCCCCACCUCCAAUACCAAAGAAACCUUCCAGGGGAAAAUUCCCCAUCACUCGAGAAAAGUCGCUGGACCUACCUGACAGACAAAGACAAGAAGCCAGAAGGCGGCUAAUGGCUGCAAAAAGAGCAGCCUCUUUCCGGCAAAAUUCAGCCAGCGAACGUGCAGACAGCAUUGAAAUAUAUAUACCUGAAGCCCAAACUAGGCUUUAA
Molecule: messenger RNA, 2901 nt
Organism: Nanorana parkeri
Lineage: Eukaryota; Metazoa; Chordata; Amphibia; Anura; Dicroglossidae
Gene: DLGAP2
Product: DLG associated protein 2
Exons: 10
Coding region: 16-2901 (961 amino acids)
Biological process (GO): signaling
Cellular component (GO): glutamatergic synapse; postsynaptic specialization
Molecular function (GO): molecular adaptor activity
Source: RefSeq, a predicted model, not a curated record